Molecule: messenger RNA, 1818 nt
Organism: Cannabis sativa
Lineage: Eukaryota; Viridiplantae; Streptophyta; Magnoliopsida; Rosales; Cannabaceae
Product: transcription factor MYB108
Exons: 3
Coding region: 135-1367 (410 amino acids)
Biological process (GO): regulation of DNA-templated transcription
Cellular component (GO): nucleus
Molecular function (GO): sequence-specific DNA binding; DNA-binding transcription factor activity
Source: RefSeq, a predicted model, not a curated record
CUGUCUUUCCUGUACUCAUCUCAUUUCAUUUCAUUUCUCUAAUUAAUCUCUUUCUCUCUCUCUCUCCAUCUCUUUUCUCUCUCUGUCAAAUCCAUAUUAUUAAUUAUUAAUUUUGUAUUUUAGAAGAAGAAAAAAUGGAUAUUAAAGUGAAUAUAAUAAAUAAUGGAGGAGGAAGAUCAAGGUCUACAACAACAACAACAACAACAACAAACUCAUCAUCAAAUUCAUCUUAUAAUAAUAAUUCAUCAAGUGAUGAACAAGAUCAUGAUCAAGAGAUGAAUAAUUCAGACCUUAGAAGAGGUCCAUGGACUGUUGAAGAAGACCUCACUCUCAUUAAUUACAUUGCUAUUCAUGGUGAAGGUCGCUGGAAUUCCCUUGCUCGCUGUGCAGGUUUGAAGAGAACUGGAAAGAGCUGUAGAUUAAGAUGGCUAAACUAUCUUCGUCCAGAUGUUAGACGUGGAAAUAUCACUCUUGAAGAACAACUCCUUAUCCUUGAGCUCCAUUCUCGUUGGGGAAAUAGAUGGUCUAAAAUAGCUCAACACUUGCCUGGAAGAACUGACAAUGAGAUAAAAAAUUAUUGGCGAACACGAGUUCAAAAGCAUGCCAAACAACUCAAAUGCGACGUCAACAGCAAGCAAUUCAAAGACACCAUGCGCUAUCUUUGGAUGCCGAGGCUUGUUGAGAGAAUUCAAGCCGCCUCAUCUUCCUCCUCCUCCACCGCAACCCCAGCGAGCGUCGGCCCUACCCCCGCGACCACCUCCACUACUCUUCCUAAUAAUGAUAAUAAUAUUCAAUUCAACGCUUUUCUCAAUAAUCAGUCUACACCACUACCACCACCACCGCCACCAUCAGGGUCAGGGAUCAUGCCAAUGGUAAGUAGUAAUAAUAAUAAUAAUAAUUACACGCCGGACAAUUCAAGCACGGCGGCUUCUUCAGACUCGUUCGGGGCUCAAGUUUCGCCGGAUAAUAAUAAUAAUUAUUACGUUCCAACAAUGGUGAAUACUAAUAAUAAUAACAAUGAUCAUUACAGCUUCCAAGUUGGUAAUUACAUGAGUACUGAUUAUUAUAAUCAUCAUCAUCAUCAACAACAACAGGCUACCAUGAUGAGUGAUCAUAAUAAUAAUCAAGUAAUUCAUCAAUUAGGGUUUGAUGAUCAUCAUCAUCAUGAUCAGCAUUAUUAUAAUCAAGGUUCAACGUUGGAGCAAAAUAACAAUAAUAAUAAUUAUUACAACAAUUGGAACAGUUCUACUACUACUACUACUACUGAUCAUCUAGACCAAUGCAUGGACCCUUCUGAUGAGAAUUUAUGGGAUGCUGAGGAUAUUUGGCUUCUUCAACAAGCUCACUUCAACAUAAAUGGCAAUUAAUAAUUAUAAUAAUAUAUAUUUUCUUCUUCUUCUUCUUCUUUUAAUUUAAUUAGAGAGAAAAAAAAAGGUUAAUAAAUUAAUUAAUUAGAUGAAUAUAUAAAUAUAUGGAGGGGAGAGUAAUUUAAGGGAGUACUUAAUUAGUGUGAUCAUCUCGAUCGAUCAUGGAUAUUUUUCAAUUUCAUUGUAGAAAAAAAAAACAAAUUAAGAUAAAAUGAAAAUAUCUUAAUUUAUAGUACAUAUAUUCAAAACUCAUGUGGAUUAUUAUUAGUACUAUACUACUACUACUCACACAGUGAUCAGAUUGUACUUUGUAUACCCCUUGAUUUUUUUUUUUCUUUCUUCCUAUUUUUAAAUUGGGUGGGGAAAUUUUUAAUGUGUUAUUUCUUUAUUUAUAAUGUAUUAUUUCAAUUCUUUGAAAAUAAUUAUGUGAGUAGUACUACUUCUUUAUUAA